AUGAACAGACUCACCAACGCCUUCUCCUCUGCUAUACCCAGCUCGGGAUCAGACGCCUCUUCUAUCAACCUUCGAGAACGCGAUAAGGAAUCGCCUCGAGUGUCAUCACCUCUUGAUCCAUCAUUCAGUCUUACAUCAAAUCCACAUAGAUCAUCACAUUCCGAACGAGAUCGUAGGCAUAUAGUCCAAAAUCUAAUUUAUGAUGAUCCCCGUUCAAUAUAUCACCUAUCAUCUUCAUUCUCCAAUCCAUCAUCAUCUGGAUUCGCAAGUAAUCUUGGUUUAUUAUCAGCUGGAAUCAGUCGACCUGGAAGACCUGGAUUACUGAGACACAUGACGGAUGAUGGAUCUGGUAGAUAUGGAAGUCAAGUUUCAACUCCCAGAGUAAGGAGUGAUAGUAGGAGUAGAGAAAGGGAUAGAGGCGUAAGAGUCAACUUGAUGAGUACAGGUGCCUUGGGUGGUAAAAGAGGUUGGGGAAUGAAUAGCGCUACUGGAAAUACUAGAUUAAACGCUAUGGCUCAAGGUAUAGAAGGGAAAUAUGCUAUUGGUGGUGGUCAAUAUCUGAGAGUCAUGAAGAUACAAGAUCCAUCUUCAGGAUCAACUACUCCUAUUUUCGCAUCUGAUGAAACGAAAGAUCGCCAUACUUUGGCCAAAGGAAAUGGAGGUGUAACCAUUUCUGAAGUUGUGAAUCUAUGGAAACCGAGUUGGCCAGUGGGAAAAGGAGUCAAUGAUAUCGAUUGGGGUAUGGGAGCAUUUGAGAAUAGAAUAGCGACUGCGACACCAAGUGGAAACCUGAUGCUCUUUGACAUAGAAAAGGGCAAGCUUGAAAAGGACAUCUCAAGUGGUACCUUUAGACCUAUGAAUUGCGUUAGACUAUGUCCCUCUUCAAGCCAUGGUCAUUUAGCUUUAACAGGUGGCACUGAAGGUGGCGUGAGGUUCUGGGAUUUACGUGAACGCGACCCAUCCAAUCGAAAAGCCUUGAAACAUUCUUCACCUGUUACAGCUAUCACUUUCUGUCCUACGGAUGCUUAUCAGUUCGUCACUGGGCUCGAAGAUGGUUCAAUACGAAGAUACGAUUUUAGGUCGCCAUCGAGGAGUAUAGGGAAAGCAUUCGGUGCCCAUGGUAGCAAGAGCGUGUUGGAUCUAAAGUGGAAAGAAGGGGAUGAGGAGAACGGUGAUGGCGUGAGAGGCGGUGGAUGGUUGGCUAGUGCUGGAGCUGACAAAAUGGUUCAAAUCUGGGACAUGGGUCAACAAUGGGACAAGCCCCCCGUACCUGUUCACUCCCUUCAUACCUCUUACCCUGUACGACGAGUAGCUUGGCGUCCUGAUCAUCCAACGGAACUCGUGGUCGUCCCUCUGAUACAGCCUCUCACCUCUUCGGAUCCGACCCUCACCCCAAAUCAUAGCUCCGUUACACUGUCUUCCGAUUCCGAUAGUUCCCAUUUAGCAGCAGAUGAGAAUGCUCAUCUGGAAAUAUGGCAUGUAAGACGCCAUUACGUUGCAAAAUAUUCGAUACCUACCCAGGACGGGGCGGCCGUCGACGUGGCUUGGGCAAACGGGGAUGGUAAUCUGGUUGCUUGUUUCCAGAAUGGCGGCUUUGCCCAAAUGGAAGUGAAAGGAAAGUUAGGCGUAGGCAGUUUACCGCUGCCACUUGACCAAGUGCCGAGGCAAGUGGUGGGGUGGAGUCCUAGAGGGGAGAUGGUAUAUGCUCUCGAUAGAUUCAAAUUGGGAGAAAUACCUUUUGAUGACGUUAAAGCAGAAUAUCUUAGUCAUUGGGAUAAAUUAGGUCGACCUGCAACAUCAAUAUCUGAUCCAGCUUAUGAGCCAUUACAAACCCUAGGGUUCCUUCCAUUACCGGAUACAGAUGAAAAUGAAUUUUCGUAUCUUGCGAAUUGGUAUUGCAUUGAAGGUGAUACGCCUGAAAGAUUGUGUAGAUGGAAUGGUGAUGUCGCCUUAUCUUGCAGUCGAGAUGAUGAUGCUAGAUUAUGGGCUUUCUUGAAAGAACUGAUAGAGGAAUUUGAAGCUUCACCAUUACUAGAAGGAGAACCAGGAUUCAAGGAAGAUAUAUUCAGUGGUACAAUCGACAGUACAGCUCGACUACAUACCCCACCGAAGCUUUCACCUAGACAUGGAACUCCCGAUCCAACACCGAAAUUCAAUGCUCCAUAUCCUUCACCUACAGCCAUACCAUUAAUGCGAGUCGGCUCGUCGUACUUAAAUGCAGAUGUAGAAGUUCUUACAGAAUCUUCUGCAUCCUCUUCCUCAGGUUCAUACUCUGACUCUGAAUCAGAUGAAUCUUCUCAUCAACCUAAAUCAAGAUUUUUGGCUUUUGCUCCGCCUGAUACUCUAUCUCGAAGACUAAGUGAUGCUCUUGCAAGAAGAGAAUCAACAUCAACAGUGAAACAUCAAUCAAGUCCAAGUACUACCAAAAAGGAUAAAGGGCGUUCAUCUGGAUCCGGAUCUUCCGAAGAAGGUUCGCCUCCAUCACAAUCCGAAGAUAAAGUCACUUCUCUGAGUACAACAACGAGUAAGAAAAGUAGUUUAUCGAAAAUGACCGCAAGUAGGAUGAUGGCAAUGUCAGAUUGGCCUGAUCCGUAUGGUAUUGAAGCUGAACCAACAUCGACCGGAUUAACCUCAAGGACUAGCACGAGCACAAGAGCUAGUCCAACGCCGGCAGUGUUGGAAGCUGGAGGAGGUAGUAAACCAUUAAGAGCAAGUCCUUUACCUAUGACUUCACUAAGAAAGGGAAGUACAUCAGAAAGCGGAAGUAGAAGAACAUCCAAAGAUCAGAUCGUCAAAGAAAUUUCUGUACCCAUGGCUAAAAGACCCACUAUUAUAAAAGGUGAAGAAGACAUAUUUGACCAAAAAGAUUGGUCAAUUUACAGGAAAAGGAGAAUCGACGGAUUGCUGAAAUGGUGGGAGGGUUGUAUAGAUGAUGGAGAAAUGCAGUUGGCAACGACUAUCGCGAUCGUAGGCAAUAAACUGGGGGAAUUUCCUACAAGACAGGUAGAAAGGCUAGCCCACUCAUAUAUAGAUAUGUUAGAGAGAUACCGAUUACCAAACCCAGCAUCGUACAUCCGGUUAUAUUCCGGUAUAUUAUCAUUACAAAUUGUAGCUGUAAACGAAGGUAUAACUCAUAAGCUACAUUGUCAACGAUGUGGAAAAUCUACAGGUGAAUUAGAUGAUAUAGGUGUUGAAGGAAAGAAAUUUUGGUGGUGUAAGAAAUGUAAAAUGGGUGCUAAACUUUGUUCUGUAUGCCGAAAGAUAGUUCAAGGAAUAUGGUUGGGUUGUAGGAAAUGUGGGCAUGGUGGUCAUAGUGGAUGUAUGAGAUUAUACCAUCAUCAAGCUCCGUUAUUGCCCUUCAAUUCACACCAACCAACUCAGGAGAUCUCAGAAGGUACAAUUACCAGUCUUACUCGAACUCAUACUACACUAUCAGCUACAGAACAAGGUGACGAAUAUGAUGCAGUCACAGUGCCGCGUCGAGGAGGCUGGAGUGUUUGUCCAACUGGGUGUGGAUGUAGAUGUAGAAGAAUAGAACAUUGA
This is a messenger RNA of Kwoniella shivajii, 3543 nucleotides long. RefSeq lists its product as uncharacterized. The coding region runs from base 1 to 3543 and encodes 1180 amino acids. Lineage: Eukaryota; Fungi; Basidiomycota; Tremellomycetes; Tremellales; Cryptococcaceae. Gene Ontology annotation, biological process: positive regulation of macroautophagy; positive regulation of TORC1 signaling. The record is from RefSeq and is a predicted model, not a curated record. Gene Ontology annotation, molecular function: protein binding. The transcript is spliced from 12 exons. Gene Ontology annotation, cellular component: vacuolar membrane; cytosol; GATOR2 complex.